Molecule: messenger RNA, 1699 nt
Organism: Periophthalmus magnuspinnatus
Lineage: Eukaryota; Metazoa; Chordata; Actinopteri; Gobiiformes; Gobiidae
Gene: ednrba
Product: endothelin receptor Ba
Exons: 8
Coding region: 277-1518 (413 amino acids)
Biological process (GO): vasoconstriction; G protein-coupled receptor signaling pathway; regulation of blood pressure
Cellular component (GO): membrane
Molecular function (GO): endothelin receptor activity
Source: RefSeq, a predicted model, not a curated record
GAGGAGGGGUGAGACAGUCUUGAGGCUGAGUGAACUGCAGCUGAAGUCAGUGCGGGCCACGGGACCACCACCUCAACAUCUGGGACACAUGCAACACAACUGGACUUUGGGACAUGACCGUUCAUUCACAGCAUCGCUCCACUUUACAGGGACACUUUCUAUGGCCUGGAUGUGCUUGUUAGGAAAUUUAAGGAGUACUAAGAGUUCCACUUAGAUUUGAUGAUUAGGUAAUUUCUAAGAGGACAAUUUGGAUCUUCUUCAAACCAAGACAGCAAAAUGAAGACUUUAUAUUUCAUUUGCUUGGAGUUACUUGUCUUAUCCAGCCUACUAUUAGUGAUCAAUGGACAGCAGCAGCCUCUCUCGGUCACGCAGAGGGCCGGGCUGGUGGAGCGAGAGGUGCAGGGCCCCGUUAGGCCCAAUAUGACCAUGCCAAAACGACGCAUUCCGCCAAUGUGCACAGGACCAACCGAAAUCAGAGACACAUUCAAGUACAUCAAUACAGUGGUUUCCUGUGUGGUGUUUGUGAUCGGGAUCAUCGGCAACUCCACUCUACUGAGAAUCAUCUAUAAGAACAAAUGCAUGAAGAAUGGGCCAAAUAUACUCAUCGCUAGCUUGGCAUUGGGAGACUUGCUGCAUAUAAUUAUUGCCAUACCUAUCAAUGUCUACAAGCUGCUAGCAGAGGACUUUCCGUUUGGUGUGACUCUGUGUAAACUGGUGCCGUUUGUGCAAAAGGCUUCGGUGGGAAUCACAGUCCUCAGUCUGUGUGCUCUGAGCAUUGACAGAUAUCGGGCUGUGGCCUCAUGGAGUCGUAUCAAAGGUAUCGGAGUGCCAAAGUGGAUGGCCAUCGAGAUCGCGCUCAUAUGGAUUCUCUCCAUCAUCCUGGCCGUUCCCGAGGCGAUUGGCUUCGAUAUGAUCACCAUGGACUACAAGGGCGAGCACCUCCGCAUCUGCCUGCUCCACCCCAUGCAGAAAACAGAGCUCAUGAGGUUUUAUAAGUCUGCAAAAGAUUGGUGGUUGUUCGGGGCAUAUUUCUGCCUCCCUUUGGCCUGCACUGCCAUUUUCUACACCCUGAUGACCUGUGAGAUGCUCAGGAAGAAGAAUGGAGUCCAGAUUGCGCUGAGUGAUCAUCUGAAACAGCGAAGGGAAGUGGCCAAAACUGUGUUCUGUCUGGUCCUUGUUUUUGCUCUCUGCUGGCUACCUCUCCAUUUGAGCCGCAUCCUCAAACUCACCAUUUAUGAUGAGAAAGACCCAAAUCGCUGUGAACUUCUGAGUUUCUUCCUUGUUUUGGACUACAUUGGAAUCAACAUGGCAUCAGUGAACUCUUGCAUCAACCCAAUCGCUCUGUACAUGGUCAGCAAGCGUUUCAAGAACUGCUUCAGGUCUUGUUUGUGCUGCUGGUGUCUCCCGGCUGAGUUGCUGAUGGAUGAGAAACAGUCGUGUAUGAAGAUGAAAGUAUCUGAUCGGCCCUCGGACCAAAGCAACUCCAGACUGACCAACAAGUCCUCCACUACAGCCUGACGAGGCGGGGCUAAAGACCAGAGCUGAUAACACGAGGAAGACAGAUGAGGUGCUGUUUCUCAUCCAAUUCCCUCGAUAAGACUUUGGAAAAGAGAGAAAAGUGACUCUAAAAUCAACAAUAUGCUGCAUUCUGCUUUUUGGAUAGAUGUGGACAAUAUAGGAGGGCCAUUACCGGUAUUUG